This is a messenger RNA of Cylicocyclus nassatus, 730 nucleotides long. Lineage: Eukaryota; Metazoa; Nematoda; Chromadorea; Rhabditida; Strongylidae. The record is from the annotation of a GenBank genome assembly.
AUGACAACCGCAGAUCCGCAGCAAAGACAGUUUGCGCUGUUCCAUAAGUUUCGCACUGAAGUGCGACCACCGCUGAUAUUACGACGAGAUGAGCGAAUUCGAUCAGUGACGUGCUCAUUUGAAGAGAUUAUCGAAUCAGAAGAGGAGGAGGAUAACCAGCCUCGCGAACGAGCUUCACCCGAAGGACGUUCACCAUUUGCGGUCAUUGGUGAAUCGCCGUUUGCCGAACGACGCGCAGCCUCUCCGCAGAACCGUAGUCCCUAUGCGAGAAAACUUGUUGUACCUCGACUAUGUCGUAGAUUUCCGGAUCCGGACCUACGUUGCCGACAAGCACCAACCAUGCUUGGAUCGCUAAGUCGACAUGAUGCUGUGUCGGAUUUGUUGACCCUUCCACCGAUCCCAGAGGCAGCCCCAUUGUGAUUUGGUCAAGUGAAAAAAAAAACGAUUUUGAAGAGAUCCAUCAGUAAACCGGAGCAUAAUCGAUUUAUCACUUCAUUCGCUUGAAUGUCAGCUGAAGUAUCAGAUGCUAAUACUGGAUGAUCACAUUUUUUCUCUAUGAGAAAAUCAAGUUACUUCUAGACAUAAGGUAGAAUGCCUUUUGAUCAUUGCUCGUGACGAACUUUUCUGCUGUACUUCUUCUAGUCUAUUUUGUCGAUCAGCCCAUCAAUGAGCAACGAAUUCUUUACCUCUUCGAUCUCUUUUUAUUCUUAUGUCAUAAUUUCUGCACAUC